GUACAAUUACACGGAUCUUAUUGGAAAUUCAGUUACAAUCAUUUCGAUGUGGUCGUCAAUUGAUCGUCUUUUACUUGUCUUCGUAAUCGUCUUGGGUCGUAGGUUGUUUGUCUUGUACUGCCAGCCUUCGGAGUUGAGCCCAUCCUCGCGUUUUUUGUGUCCGGGUCAAGUACAAAUUCUGUCUUCAUCAUAAGAACAUCUCUCGUAAUUCUUUCUCUGUCUCACACUCAAAAUUUAAACUCUAAGUAUUCUUGUGUACGCCUGGGUGCCUCUGAAGCCUAUCCAUGCUUCUAAGCGGCUACGCCGUCUUAGUCUACAGCCUACAGUCUACGCUUAUAUUUAGCUAUUUGUAUAUAUAACUUGAAACUACCACCGACACUAGAGAAAUGAGAUCAAACUAUACGCUACUAUGUGCCUGCACAACAACCGGUGGUGACCGGUAUAAGUAAGCUGCGCUGUUUUUCUUCUCACGAAAUAGCUGCAAGUACACAAAACCGUUAGUACAAAGCUGUGCACCAACACUCUGAGUUCAGGGAAGGGAUGUUUAUCUUGAGAGUUUUGUUAUCAGUCUCGGGGCAGGAGUGACAGUGAGAAUAAUUCUGUGACUUAGUCGCGUAUCUCACGUUAGGCUUCGAUCUUCUCUUAGCCAUUUCCAAAACAUCUGCCAACUUUCCCUAUGGACCUUCCUUUAUCGUCCUCCUAUGAUCAAUGUCUUCCAAGUACUGUAGUUUUUUUUUCCCCACAACUCUGUAUUCUCCCUGUUUUUGAGUGGUCGGCCAGAUGCUCACGAUUCUAAGCAGCACAGUUUUCAACAAAUGAUUACGUCAAGAGGAUAAAUCAGAAAAAUGCAUGCAAAUAACGAGACACGCGACCGGAAGAAUCUCGAGGAAAGAUCGAAUAUAUUCAGCUUGUUGUUUUUCGGGUGGACAUUUCCGAUUUUUCGAGAGGGAGCGAGGCGUAAUUUGAAGUUAGAAGAUUUGUACGAUCCCUUGAAAUCUGACGCAUCCGAGAGCCUCAGCGAUCGACUUGAAAAAGAGUGGAAAAAGGAGUUGAUGAAUGCAAACCGAAAUUGGAGUCUGGCGAGAAAUCAGAGGAAUCAUUCAAGGCCAAGACCAAGUUUGAUGUGGACGUUGAUUCGGAUUCUUUGGGCACCAUAUUUGGUGCAAGGACUGCUCCUCUUCGCACAACUGAUGGUACUGCGUGUUCUACAACCGAUACUCCAGGGUUGGAUAAUCGACUACUUCAAUCAGGCAGAAGAGCAGAUAACACAAAACGAUGCUCUCCUCUAUUCUGUUUAUCUGGUUGUUGUCACUCUCAGUGUUGUCUUCGUAACUCAUCACACCGAUUUUCGGAAUCGGCAGACCGGAAUGCGCGCAAGGGUUGCAUGCUGCUCGUUAAUAUACAGAAAGGUUCUACGGUUAGAUCAGAAUGCGACGAACAAUGCGGCGGGCUUAAUAGCUAAUUUGAUGAGUAAUGAUGUCGCACGUUUCGAUUCGUUACCGGCAUAUUUUCACUUCGUCUGGAUCUCGCCAUUCCAGGUCGUAUUGAUUGGAUAUGUGAUGUGGCAAAUCGUCGGUCCAACUUCGUUAGUAGGAAUCGUCGUCAUGAUGUUACAGACCAUUCCUCUUCAAGGGUACUUGAGUACCGUCAGCAGGAAGCUACGGUCGAAGAUUGCGGCGAAGACGGAUUACCGGGUACAACUGAUGAGUGAACUGAUUUCUGGAAUACAGGUUGUCAAGAUGUACGCGUGGGAAAAACCAUUUGAGUUGAUAGUAUCGAAAGUUCGAGCGGUGGAGAUGAAACUGGUCGGGUAUACGUCGUACCUCAGGGGAAUAUAUCUGAGUAUUACGGUCUUCACGGAAAAAACCACUCUUUUCUUAACACUGAUUGUAUUCGUUCUUAAUGGGAAUUCGCUUACUGCAAAUAUUACAUUCGUAUUAUCAACGCUAUUCAAUGUACUACAAUUCACGUGUGCUAUAUGCUUACCCAAGGCAAUACUCAUGGCUGGUGAAACUGCUGUAUCUCUGGAGAGAAUAACGGACUUUUUACUUUUGGACGAAAGUAAAUCACUAGAAACAGUCGAUAUCCCAUCGGUCUGCGGGGUGCAGACUGUGGAAGAACCCACGACAUCAGGUCAUCAAACCGAUAAUGGAAUUGGAAUCCAAAUGAUCAACGUUGGGGCAAACUGGAUUGAUAGUCAGAUACCACCGACUUUGUGUCACAUAUCGCUGGAUUUAAAAAAUCAGUCACUCUGUGCUCUCGUGGGUUCGAUUGGUUCGGGAAAAUCAUCUCUGCUUCACCUGAUAUUAGGGGAGUUGAAACUGGGAGCUGGAAGCGUGUCGUUCUACUGUAUUGAAAAUGGUAUCAGGACUACUAAAAAUAGUCACGAUAUUCGUAUUUCAUAUGCUGGCCAAAACCCUUGGGUUUUCCUUGCCUCCAUACGCGAGAACAUUCUAUUCGGCCAGCCGUAUGACGAAAGUCGAUACCAAGAGGUGAUACGAGUUUGCGCUCUGGUCGAAGACUUCGAACAGUUUCCCCAAGGUGAUUUGAGCUGUGUGGGAGAAAAAGGAGCGUCUUUGUCCGGGGGCCAGAGAGCCCGUAUCAAUUUGGCUAGAGCUAUUUACAGAGAUGCCGAUGUCUACCUCCUGGAUGAUCCUCUCAGUGCUGUAGACACUGGCGUGGCUCGUCACUUGUUCGAAGAAUGCAUUAAGGGCUUCCUGGAUCAAAAGACUCGAAUACUCGUUACUCAUCAAGUACAAUAUCUUCAGCAAGCUGACACUGUUAUAGUUCUCGAUCGGGGCAUGGUGAAGUGCCAAGGGACAUACGAAAAUCUGGUCCAAUCGCAAUCCCAGUUGUUAACUUCUGAGCAGUCCAAAGAACUCGAUGAAUUAGGAAGAAUUAAAAAAAAUAUCCAGGUGACGCCUACAGCUACGAAUAGCAAUGAUCAGCUGGCGGAAGAGUUCAAAACCGCUGAAAACUCCAGAGAUAUCCCAGAAGAAGAGGUAAUGACAGGAAAUAUGUCGAGUCAAGUAUACUGGAGCUAUUUCCUGGCGGGUGGUAAUAUCUGCUCGUUGAUUUUUAUCGCGACAAUUUUUGUGAUCGGUCAAGUGGCGACAACCGGGAUCGAUUACUGGGUAUCGUACUGGAGUAACCAAGAAGCUAUCAGAUUCACGCUACAAUCUAAAAGAUUCAAUACUUCCAAUACAAGCAGUCACAUGAAUAUUGACGAUAAUCAGCCACUGCUGUACUCGACAUCCCAUUCGCAGUGGAUUGAUGAAUUCGGACUGCUGCAUCAAGACGUGGCAAUUUAUAUCUACGCCGGAUGUAUUGUCAGCUGUAUUAUCCUCGUUACACUACGCCACUUGCUCUUCAUGAAGAUGUGCGUCAAUGCCAGCUGCAAUCUACACAAUUCCAUGUUCGCCAACAUUCUUGUAACUACUAUGCGGUUCUUCAAUACUAAUCCAUCUGGAAGGAUUCUCAAUAGAUUCUCCAAGGACAUGGGUGCGAUGGAUGAACUGCUGCCCAACACCAUGCUGGAAGCACUUCAAAUUUUGACUAUGAUGAUAGGAAUGUUUACGAUAGUGGCUGUGGUUAACCCGUGGAUGAUCAUCCCCAUAGUUAUUAUCAAUGGAAUCUUCUACGUGAUUCGGUUCUACUACCUUAAAACGGCGCAGGACAUCAAACGACUCGAGGGGAUCGCAAAGAGUCCCAUGUUUUCACACGUCACUUCUACUUUGGAUGGGCUAACGACAAUACGAAGCCGAGGCACCGCAGUAGAAUCAAUGUUGCGAAAAGAAUUUGAUCGUCUUCAAGACGAACACACCAGGGCCUCGUACCUUACUAUUGCAGGGGCCUCUGUUUUUGGGCUGACCCUCGAUAUUUGUUCAGUGAUUUUGAUUGCUUGCGUUUGCUUUUCAUUCAUCCUCAUGGACGACGGAAACUUUCUCGGAGGAUCUGUGGGACUUGCUAUAUCUCAAUCUCUGGCGAUGUCUGGAGUGGUUCAAUAUGGUAUGUGGCAGACUGCUGAAGUAAUCUCGCAGAUGACAUCGGUCGAAAGAGUAUUACAAUAUACAAACUUGCCUAAGGAGGGACCGUUUACGACUGAGCAGCCUCCGUCACCCACUUGGCCUUCCGAUGGUGGUUUGAUCUUUAAGAACGUUACCAUGAGAUAUGCCGAUAAUGAACCACCUGUCUUAAAGGGCCUGAACGUGGAUAUAAAACCUGGUUGGAAGGUUGGCAUAGUGGGAAGAACAGGUGCUGGUAAAUCGUCGCUAGUUUCGGCAUUGUUUCGAUUACAUGACGGAGGUACGGACGGUGAAAUAAUAAUAGAUGGGAUUAACACGAGGUCAGUGGGGCUGCACGAGCUACGUCGCGGCAUCUCGAUAAUCCCUCAGGAGCCUAUUUUAUUCUCGGAAACUCUCCGCUAUAACUUGGACCCCUUUGGACAUUACUCAGACACCGAGCUUUGGCACAGCCUCCGUGAAGUGGAACUUGAAAAUAUGAUUUCAUCCUUGGACAUUCCAGUUGCCGAAGGUGGAGCUAACUUCAGCGUUGGCCAACGUCAAUUAAUCUGCCUGGCCAGAGCCAUCCUUAAGGAAAAUAAGCUACUCGUGCUUGACGAAGUCACUGCUAACAUUGAUCCUAUCACUGACAAAUUGAUUCAGAACACCAUAAGUCGAAGAUUUGCAGAAUGCACAGUUGUGACAAUAGCGCAUCGGUUGAACACGGUAAUGAACAGUGACCGAGUUUUGGUUAUGGGAGAAGGCCGAAUCCUUGAGUACGAUCAUCCACAUUUGCUGCUGAAAGAUCGAAAUGGUUACUUUUCGCAAAUGCUUCAACAAACCGGAACAACAGUGGCAGAUGAACUUGCGGCGAUUUCCGAACGUAACUAUAACAGUCAACCGAACAUUAGAGUCCGGGAGCCAUCAAACGAAGUCAUCACCGCUGCCAGUGAAUAAAUCGUCCAUUUCUGUUCAGCCAUAGCAUGAACAGUCAACUAUUUAUUAUAGGCACUCUCAUUGCUUAUCAUGUUUAGGAGUUGUCCACAUAUUGCAUCACCCAAUUUCCGUAGUCCCCGCCGCCCCUCACUCAUCAUGUGAUCAACACUACAUUCGAUUAUGGCUGCUGAUCCCUAUGAGGUUCAAGAGCAAUGCUACGACGUCGCAUUCAAGUAACGUUGAAAGACGAGAAUUAUACGUGAACCUAAAAACUUUCUUGCCUAUUCUAACGGUCACCGGCUGCUUAGUUUCCAACACAUAAGCUGGAUAGCAUUGCUCAAUAAUU
Molecule: messenger RNA, 5283 nt
Organism: Neodiprion virginianus
Lineage: Eukaryota; Metazoa; Arthropoda; Insecta; Hymenoptera; Diprionidae
Product: ATP-binding cassette subfamily C member 4-like
Exons: 16
Coding region: 846-4958 (1370 amino acids)
Biological process (GO): transmembrane transport
Cellular component (GO): membrane
Molecular function (GO): ATP hydrolysis activity; ATP binding; ABC-type transporter activity
Source: RefSeq, a predicted model, not a curated record